This is a messenger RNA of Diorhabda sublineata, 3558 nucleotides long. Its product is annotated as lysosomal Pro-X carboxypeptidase-like. The transcript has 6 exons. Gene Ontology annotation, molecular function: serine-type exopeptidase activity; dipeptidyl-peptidase activity. Lineage: Eukaryota; Metazoa; Arthropoda; Insecta; Coleoptera; Chrysomelidae. The record is from RefSeq and is a predicted model, not a curated record. Bases 1923 to 3368 code for a protein of 481 amino acids. Gene Ontology annotation, biological process: proteolysis.
GUAACAGUCAAAUUAGUCUCUUGAAGUUCAUAUGAUGUAGAAGGUUUGUUUAAAAAAUUGCUGUGGUUAGUUCCUAGUAAAUAAAAUUCGUGAAGCAUUAUUUAUUUUUGUGUUGAGAAUAUUGUUUAUAUAUCUUUCGACAAUAGCAGUGGAUUUCCAGUGUCCAUGUUGUUUUACUUGAAGAAUGUCUCUACCCGAAUCAACUAGAAGCGAUACCGAAGUACAUCGAAAGCCUGAGUGGGAUUUCAGCCCACGACCGGCGAAUGCAGAGGUUGACACCUAAGCUCGUUGGCUAACGAACCCAAUUAAAUUAGUGUGAUAUACUAACAGUAAUAACCCACAAAAGAGAGUUAGAAACAAACAAAACCCACAUACAGGUGAAGCUAAUAAAAGCAUCUUUAAUAAACUAGUGAUUUAAUUAUUGUAUAAUUCUGAGGAACUACUCAACAAAAGCUGUUAUGAAUAAUUUUUCAAUACUUGUCAUAUUUAUUUAGAAUAAACAUUGGAUUUUUCGUAAUUACUGUACUUGAAACUUUUGACAAUGCUCGAAAAUAUUUUGUUAUUAUAUGUUAGAUUAUUAUGACAGAUAUUUUACUUCCACCUGUUGUCCAGGAUUUCCAGAUUUUUAUACGGAGUAAGAGCUUAGUAUAAACAGAAGAAAAAAUAUGCCAUAAUUAGGCAAAAUGUAUCAAAUAUGUUCUAAACAACAAAAGGAGUUAAGUCAAGAUGUAUACUAUCCCCAUUAUCAAUUACCAUAAUGCUAUAUGAAGGAAUAAAAAGAACAUAAAGACAAAUACAACAGUAAACAGUUAAACACUGGAAGAUGAAAGACAUUAGAAUAUGCAGAUGACAUAGUAAUAAUGGUAGAAGAUGAGAACACCUUGAGCUAAAACUUAAAAAUAUACAGCAACAGUCUAUAAAUGAUGAAUAUAACAAUAAACGAGCACAACACUAAAACAAUAAUAACAAGCUGAAAGGAGAAAACAUAUUAGAUAGAAGAAUCAAGAUAGAGCAGGUCAAAAGCUUUUAAUACUUUGGCAUGACACUAACACAAGAUAGAAGACUGGAACAAGAGAUAAAUGAAAUAAUUGAAGCAACAGGAAGUUUAUUCAACGCAAAUAAAACAUAGUAAUUUCCAGCCAAAAAGGAAACACUAAAACGAAUAAAAACAAAAAUAUAUGAAAAAGUAGCGAAUGGGACAAGAACAAUUAAUACGGAGGAAAUAUGAAACAUGAUAUUAGAUAAAAAAGAAAGGGUCAUGGAGGAGGAGUUGGAUAGAAAAAAAAAUAAAGAUGGCGGGAGAAAACCGAUGAAUAAGAUGGCAGGAAAAGAAACAAAUGACACAAAUAUUUAAGAAAGAAUCACAAAAUUCACAGUUUCAUUCAUUUUAUUGAAUUUACAACAGUAAAAAAUUUUGAUAAGCCCUUCUCAAUAAAUAUAAUAUAAAUAAUAACUUAAUUUCAAUCGUAUUGGGUGCCAACAAAAUUAAGGCAGUGGAAGAAACCUGAGUAAUUUCAUUAAAAUAAAAUAAAUUAAAAUAACAAGUUAUGUGCUCAUUUUACUGGAGAGUGUAUGGUGAUAAUUUAUUUUUUUUAUUUAUAUUGCUUUUUUUCCAAAUUAGUAUGAUGAUAAUUUUUAGAAUGACACCUUUGAUAGUUCAUUUUAUUUUUAUACAAAAUAGAGUCAUAUUAGACUGUUAAACAACAACUAAAAUAUAUAUUUAAAUAAUUAACGGCUAGUUUACAAAUAAGUAGGUUAUGUGUCAACGAGGUUUAUUUGAUAACAUUUAUAUUCAAACAGUGAUUGCUGUUAUAUAUAGCCUAGACUCAAGUAUAAUCUAACUAUACUAUAAUUUUUUAUCAUAAAGGUCAAAGUUUAGAUGAAAUUAAUAACAAUUAUCAUUGCUCUUUCUUAUUUCAACAAUGAAUUGCCAAGUGGUAUGGAUAGUUAGUGUUUUUAUUAUUGUACCCAGUGAAGGGAAGUAUUUAUUUAAAACUAACUAUAUUGAUGUACCUCUGGAUCAUUUCAGCUACACUUCAAAUGCGAUAUUCAAGUUAAGAUAUUUGAUUAAUGAUACGUAUCUUAAAAUAGGAGGCCCAAUAUUCUUUUAUACGGGAAAUGAGGGAGAUAUCACCAAUUUUGCACAAAACACAGGAUUUAUGUUUGACAUUGCACCGCAAUUCAAUGCACUAUUGGUAUUUGCAGAGCACAGGUACUACGGACAAUCUCUACCGUUUGGGAAUGAAUCUUAUUCAACGCUUGAAAAUUUAGGAUAUUUAUCAUCACAACAAGCACUGGCAGAUUACGUUUAUUUAAUAGAACAGUUGCAGAAAGACUAUAUUAAUUCAAAAAGUUUUAAACCACUUCCUGUAAUCGCAUUUGGCGGCUCUUAUGGCGGUAUGCUGGCAGCUUGGAUAAGGAUGAGAUAUCCAAGUUCUGUGUUAGGAUCAAUUGCCAGCUCAGCACCUAUUUGGCAGUUUAAUGGACUGACACCGUGUGAAAAUUUCAAUAGAAUUACUACUACAGUUUACACCAGCUAUGGUACUGAUAAAUGUACCAAUACUAUCAAAAAAGUUUGGGCCACUGUAAGAAACUUUGCAGCAACUCCAACUGGUAAAACAAAUAUAUCGUCUUUAUGGAAAUUAUGUACACCAAUAUCUACAGACAAGUCGGUCGAAAGCCUGAUUGAAUGGGUGGCUGAAAUUUUAGUGAAUAUGGCCAUGGCUAACUAUCCAUAUGCAAAUAAUUUUUUGACUGAUUUGCCCGCCUAUCCAAUUUUGGAAUUUUGCAGAAAGCUGAACAAUCAAACAUGGAAGGAUGAUGUUGGAUAUCUUACAGCUAUUGGGGAAUCAUUACAGAUUUAUACAAAUUAUACAGGAAAAACAAAAUGUAACAGUAUAAAUAAAACUUCUACGAAUUUAGGUGAAAAUGGAUGGUUCUUCCAGAGCUGCACUGAUAUGAUAAUGCCAAUGUGCUCUACAGAUCUAGACAUGUUUGAGAACGAAUCCUGGGAUUUUCAAAAAUAUUCAGAUGAUUGUUAUAAGCAAUUCAAAAUUAGACCGAGAGACCCAAACGUGCCAAUACGUGAAUAUGGUGGAAAGGAAAUUGGAGCUGCUUCUAACAUAAUAUUUAGCAAUGGACUUUUAGACCCAUGGUCAAGUGGAGGUGUUCUAAGAAAUAUUAAUGAUGAUGUUAGGGCAGUUUUCAUACCCGAUGGAGCUCAUCAUUAUGAUCUGAGAGGAAAAAACGAUAAUGACACAGGGGACGUGAAAGACGUAAGAAGAUAUCAUAUCCAUAAAAUUGAGGAAUGGAUUCAGAAAUAUUAUAAUAGACCUCAUGUUGAUAUUGUAAGAAGAAACCAUAAUUAAAUGUAAUAAAAUAAUAUUAUCAGUUUGAUAGCAGCCCAGUCCAUAAAUUCAGAUUCAAAAGUAGAUUUUAGCCAUUAGCUGACAUUAUAUGAGAAAGUUUAACUAUCAAUUUAGAAAAGAUAACAUGGAUUCAUUAGCUCUACAAAUGUUUUUGGAUGUAUUCUCAAAAAUAUCUAAUUGCUUGCACACU